UACCUCGCCUCCUCCCGAUCCGCUCAUGAAGCCGGCGCAGUUGUCGCUCGUCGUUGUCCUCAUCCCGUGCCUCCUGUAUAACGCAGGCGCCUCCGGCGUCCCCGAGGCCGAGCUCCACGCACCGCGGUUCCAUUCCAUCUUCAGCUUCGGCAGCUCAUACUCGGAUACGGGCAACUUCGUCGUCCUGUCCGCCGGCUUCCCCUUCAGCCCCUUCAACAACUCUCCCUACGGGGAGACCUUCUUCCGUCGCCCCACCGGCCGGCCUUCCGACGGCCGCCUCAUCAUCGACUUCAUCGCGGAGGCGCUGGAGCUCCCGUUGGUGCCGCCUUUCAUGUCCAAGGCAGGGAACUUCACCCAAGGAGCCAACUUCGCCAUCGUCGGCGGUACGGCCCUCGACGUCGGGUUCUUCCUGCGGCACAACUCUGGGAGCGUGCCGCCGUUCCGGAGCUCCCUGCGCGCGCAGAUAGCGUGGUUCCGGAAGGUCGUGAAGCAGUCGCUCAGCUGCAACACCACUGCAGAAUGCAGGGAGCGCCUCGCGAGGUCUCUGUUCGUGGUAGGCGAGCUGGGCCUGACCGACUACAGCUACAUCCUCUCCGGCGGGAAGAGCCUGCAGGAGGCCAAGUCCUUUGUGCCGUUUGUUGUGCAAGCCAUCAUCAGAGGCAUCGAGAGGUUGGUGGAGGAGGGAGCGAGGUACGUGGUGGUAUCAGGGACGCCGCCGAUGGGGUGCACGCCGAUGGCGCUGACGAAAUACGCCGCGGCGGCGAACGCGACGGAGUACGACCGCCGGACGGGAUGCCUGCGGCGGCUCAACGGCCUCUCGCAGUACCAUAACUGGAUGCUGCAGGAGAGCGUGAGGCGCACGCGUGUGAAGUACCCGGGGACGACGCUGGUGUAUGCCGACUACCACAAGCCCGUGGCGCGGCUCAUCCGGCGCCCGGGAAAGCUCGGGUUCACAGCGGAGUCCCUGAGAGCGUGCUGCGGCGGGGGCGGGCGGUACAACUACAACAUGGAUGGAUCGGCGUGCGGCUUGCCCGGCGCGACCGCCUGCAACGACCCAUCUACCCACCUCUUCUGGGACGGCAUCCACUACACCGAGGCCGCCAACAAGUACAUCGCCCACGGCUGGCUCACCGGACUCUACGCCCAUCCCGCCAUACUCAGCUUGCCGCAAUAGAUACACGAUACCGUAGCUUGUACUACUCCCUCCAUCUAGGUGAGUAAGUCAUCUUAGGUUGUGCACCAUGACCAAGAAGAAGGAAAAAACGAGAGAACUCAAUGUUCAUUUGCUAAUUCAUACCAUUGCAUGCAAUGAACUAACUAGUGCAUGUCGUGUCUGGUAGUCUCAAGUCAU
Molecule: messenger RNA, 1351 nt
Organism: Triticum dicoccoides
Lineage: Eukaryota; Viridiplantae; Streptophyta; Magnoliopsida; Poales; Poaceae
Product: GDSL esterase/lipase At5g45910-like
Exons: 4
Coding region: 26-1174 (382 amino acids)
Molecular function (GO): hydrolase activity, acting on ester bonds
Source: RefSeq, a predicted model, not a curated record